Aethina tumida (small hive beetle) is the source of this 5290-nucleotide messenger RNA. It is a transcript of the gene Oseg2, whose product is annotated as intraflagellar transport protein 172 homolog. The transcript has 18 exons. Gene Ontology annotation, biological process: intraciliary transport. Bases 1 to 5229 code for a protein of 1742 amino acids. Gene Ontology annotation, molecular function: protein binding. NCBI's taxonomy places the organism in Eukaryota, Metazoa, Arthropoda, Insecta, Coleoptera, Nitidulidae. The record is from RefSeq and is a predicted model, not a curated record. Gene Ontology annotation, cellular component: axoneme; intraciliary transport particle B; ciliary basal body.
AUGCAGCUUAAGUUCCUCCAAACAGUUAUAGAAGCUCAGGAUACCGACAACAAAGUCUGUGGGCUAUGUUGGUCUCCAAAUAAUCAGAAAUUGGCUGUGGCUACUUGUGACAGACAAAUACUUUUGUUUGACGAAAAAGGCGAACGUAAAGAUAGAUUUUCAACGAAACCAUACGACCCGGAAGCAGGAAAGAAGUCCUACGUGAUACAGGGCGUCGCCUUCAGUCCCGACUCAACUAAACUAGCUGUUGCCCAAAGCGAUUGUAUUGUCUAUGUUUAUAAAAUAGGGGAGAAAUGGGGUGAGAAAAAGGCCAUUUGUAAUAAAUUCCCUCAACCGUCCCCAGUAACAUGUAUGCUAUGGUUACUAACAGGCCCUAUUAUAGUCGGUCUAGUUGAUGGAAAAGUCAGAGCACUACAAAUAAAGUCAAAUAAAUCUCAAAGCUUAUUUGCCUCUGACAGUCUGGUGGUAUCUUUGGCUUCAAAUUCAAAGGGUACCGGAUUUUUAUCCGGGCAUAUCGAUGGAAACAUAAUUCGUUUCUUUAUUACUCACGAUAAUCACGAAGACGAAGCUCAAGGCAGAAUUAUCUUACAUUCUGUGCCUCCUUAUGCACUUACGUGGCCCCAUGGAUAUAUUUUUGUAGGGGGUUGUGACAAAAGAGUGUCCGUUUAUAAUAACAAUGGGAAAUUAAUAAAAAAUUUUGAUUAUAGCAAAGAUUUUACUGAAUAUGAUUUAAAUAUAGCAACAUCAAGUCCAAGUGGACAGGCAGUGGCAAUUGGAAGCUUUGAUCGUUUAAGAAUCUAUAUAUGGAAUACGAGGAAGUCCAUAUGGGAGGAAACGCCUCCAAAAGAAAUUAAAAAUCUUUAUACUAUAACUGCCCUUUCCUGGAAGAGGGAUGGUUCUAAGUUAACUUGUGGGGGAUUGUGUGGAGCAGUUUUAAUGUUUGAAUCAGUCUUGAAAAGAACAAUCUGGAAAGAUAAAUUUGAAAUAACGUACGUUGGUCCCAGUCAAGUUCUAGUCCAACCAUUAAAUUCCAAAGAAAGGGGUGUCAUACUAAGAUCACAGCAUGGUGGGGAAAUUGAAGACGUCAAAAUCAUGGGGAAAGACUGUUACUUAGUUGCCAGAACCGACGACACUUUAUUGGUGGCUGACUUGUCUAAAAACUUAUUAAGCGAAGUGCCUUGGAAUAAUUCUGGCCGAUAUGAGAAGUUUUAUUUCGAAAAUCCAUCCGUAUGUUUGGUAUUUAAUGCCGGAGAGCUUACUCUGAUAGAAUAUGGAGAUAACGACGUGCUAUGUUCGGUUAGAACUGAAUUUGCCAAUCCACAUUUGAUAAGUGUACGUUUGAACGAAAGAAAUCAAACUAACAACAACAAAAAGUUGGCCUAUUUAUUGGAUUUAAAAACUAUAUGUAUUGUGGACCUUGUAAGUGGCGUCACAAUUGGGCAAAUUAAUCACGAUUCAAAAAUUGAUUGGCUGGAACUGAGCGAAACUGGUCAUAAACUUCUAUUCAGAGACAAAAAACAAAGAUUGGUACUGAUCGACACGUACACCCACGCUAAACAAACCAUUUUUACUGAAGUUGGCUUUGCCCAAUGGGUAGAAAGCAGCGAUGUGGCGGUAGCCCAAUCGGGAAAUAAUUUAGCCAUUUGGUACAAUAUUGAGUUACCUGAGAACCCCACAAUAAUGACGGUAAAAGGAGAUGUUACAGAUAUUAUCAGAAAUAAUGGUAAAACUGAAGCUGUUUGUGUGGACGGAAAUAACACGAUUAAUAUAGAACUUGAUGAAGGUCUGGUGGAAUUUGGUACUGCUAUAAAUGACAACGAUUAUAGUAGAGCAGUACUUUUCUUAGAGACUAUGGGGAACUCAUCCGAAGCUGAGGCUAUGUGGCACUCUCUGUCAGUUAUUGCAAUAAAGCAACAAAACUUACUACUAGCUGAAAGAUGCUUUGCAGCCUUAGGAAAUGUGUCAGUAGCAUAUUACCUUCAUGAAACUUUGUUAAUUGGUCAAAAUUACUCCGAGAAAUUUAACGACAGUCCCAAUAAUUGUCCCGAAGUGUGGGCCAGACUGUCAAUAUUGAAUAACGAUUUAAGCACCGCAGAAAAUAUAUACUUAGAACAAGGUGACAUAGAAAGUGCCCUGAAAAUGUAUAAGAACCUUCAUAAAUGGGACGAAGCUCUAAGAUUGGCAGAUCAAAGAGGAUACGAACAUAUAAAGGAACUGAAAGAAGAACACAUGAAUUCGUUAAUGCAAUCCGGCCAGUUCGAAAAAAUUGGCCAAGUACUAGAAAAUGAGGGAAAAUACGAAGAAGCUCUGAACAUGUACCUAAAAUCAAAUAAGUUGCUCAGAAUCCCCAACUUGAUGAUUCGCCAUUCGGAAUUAAUGGAGGACCAUUCCUCCGUGGCCAACGUGUUGAAGAGUUUACUGAGAAGUGACCAUUUCGAAGCCGCAGCUGAGAUUUACGAAAAACUCGACAAGCCGGACUUAGCCAUGGAAUGUUACAGAAAAGGCAAAGUAUGGAAUAAAGCAGUUGACUUGGCAAGAAACGUCAGUCCAAAUCAAGUGGUGCAACUCGAAGAAGAAUGGGGAGACAGCUUGGUGGAAAAUAAGCAAAUGGACGCUGCCAUAAGCCACUACAUUGAAGCGGGUUGCACGUUAAAAGCAUUGGAUGCUGCAGUAAACGCAAGACAAUGGAAGAAGGCGGUCCAUAUAAUCAAAGUGAUUGACGAGCCAGAGAGCGUUAAAAAAUAUUAUGAACUAAUUGGAAAUUACUUUGCUAGUGUUAAGGAUUAUUCAACGGCAGAGAAAUUGUAUAUUAAAUGUGGGAUGUAUAAAACAGCAGUAGACAUGUAUAACGAAGCAGGUCAGUGGGAGAAGGCUCAUUCUAUCGCAUCUAAUUAUUUAGAUCAGGAUGAAGUUGCUGAUAUGUACAUAAAGCAUGCUGAGCAACUGGAGGAGGCAGGCAAAUAUCGGGAUGCUGAGCGACUAUAUCUCUCUAUAAAUUCGCCUGAUUUAGCAAUUGCCAUGUACAAACGUGCCGAGCAAUAUGAUCAUAUGGUUCGGUUGGUUGAAAAAUAUCAUCCUAGUUUACUUCAAACCACUCACCUGCAUCUGGGGCAACAACUAGAGGGACAAGGAAAGUACAGAGCAGCCGAAAUACAUUACUUAGCUAUUGGUGAUUGGAAGGCAGCUAUGAAUAUGUACAGAAACCUGAGUAUGUGGGAAGAAGCAUAUAGGGUGGCCAAACAAAACGGCGGUCAAACUGCUGCCAAUCAAGUUGCAUUUCUAUGGGCUAAAACUCUACCAAUAGACUCGGCUAUAAAAUUGUUAAAUAAGUAUGGUAUUUUGGACCAAUGCAUUAAUUAUUGUUGUGAGACCUACCAAUUCACUUUUGCCUUUCAAUUAUGCAAAAAUCUACCCAACAAGGUCAAUGAAGUACACUAUAAAUACGCCAUGGCACUAGAAGACGAUGGCAAAUUUUUGGAAGCAGAGGCUGAAUUUAUAUUAGCGGAAAAACCGAAAGAAGCAAUAUUAAUGUACGUGCAUGCCCAGAAUUGGAUACAUGCUUUAAGGAUCGCAGAGACUUACGAACCGGCCUCAGUACCAGAAGUGCUUCAAGCUCAAGCUGCUCAGUGUUUUAAAGACAAACAAUUUUCUGAGUUUGAAGUAUUACUUCUAAGGGCUCAAAUGCCUGAAUUAAUUGUUCAAAAAUAUAAAGCCUCAGAGAUGUGGGUGGAUGCACUUCGGGUUUGUAAAGAUUACCUACCUCAUUUGUAUCCGUCUUUGCAGUCGGAAUAUAGUAACUCACAUCACCACAAGACUUCAGAUGUGAACAUUGAAACUUUGCUCUCAAGAGCCAAUGAAUGGGCUUUGGCUGGUCAACACAAACAAGCCAUUGAUUGCCUCAUGCAAGUAAACGUCAAUAUUACGGAGCCUUCAAUUGUAAAACGGGCUCUCCUGAAAGCCGCCGACAUGGUCAAUAAGUUCUUGUAUGGGGAGGAAGCUUUGGAAAUUAUAAAAAUACUUGCUCCAAGGCUAACAGAAAUAGGAGAACACGGAGUGGCGGCUCAGUUGUAUGUUAGUAUGGAAAUGAUGAAGGAAGCUAUUGAUACUUUCAUAAUAGCUGAAGAAUGGAAUAAAGCUAGAAAAGUAGCAAAAGAACUUGAACCUGCGUAUGAAAGUUACGUUGAAAGUAAAUACAAAGACAGGUUACUAAAGAAAGGCGACGUUGAACAAUUAGCAGACGUCGACAUAAUUGGGGCUCUGGAUUUGUUGGUAGAACAGGGACAGUGGGCCAGGUGUAUUGAAAAAGCGAAAGCUCAAAGUAAACCUAUUCUUCACAAAUACGUUGCACUCUAUGCUGCAAAAUUAUUGAAAGACGGAUUUGUCAUUGAAGCCUUAAAUCUGUAUUCCACACAUGGAGCGCCGGCAAUUCCUCAAAACUUUAAUAUCUACAAUCACAUUGCAACCGAAAUUUUUGCCACUCCUGGCUUAGACAACUUAGAAAGUUACUCUGUAUGGGAACAAUUACGUCAAAUGUUGUUGGAAAUAAAUGAAGGUCUCGACACAUCUACACAAAAUAUUAAUUCAGAAACCAAAUAUCACUUUAGAAAUUUAUUAUUAAUAGCCCAUUAUUAUGCGUUAAGGACUGCUUGCAGACAGGUGUCUUCACUGAAGUCCAUUAGCUGCAAAAUAAGCACCGCAUUAUUGAGAUAUACAGACGUGAUACCGGCUGACAAGGCAUUUUAUGAAGCUGGUAAAGACCUUAAAGAAGAAGGAAGGUUGUCUGAGGCGUUUGUCUUUCUUAAUCAUUAUUUGGAUUUAUGUGAGGCUAUAGAAGAAGGUGAGGGACAAUUAGUGGAUCAUUCAGAUUUGGCCCAAACAGAUUGUCCUUCUAAUAUUCCUCUACCCAGUCACCUCUAUUUGAGUGAAGACGUAAAAGAACAUGACACCAUCAGAGAAUGGAUAUUAGCAAUAAGCAUGGAUCAAAAAGUAGAACAAACUUUACCCCUUGAUGAUCGUAAUUUAUACGAAAGUGCGUUACAGCCAGGUGAAUCCCCAUGUCUAAUUACAGGGUAUCCUGUGCGGAAACAGGCAGUUAUUUUUCCAAAAACAAAUCUACAGGCAAACAAAGACGUGUGGUCUAAAUUAAACAUGGGGGCGAAAAUGGCACCAGAAUCAAAUGUGUCUAAUGUUUUAUCGUUUAUGACGAAAUGGUGUGGUUCCCCUAAUUAGAUGAGUAUCAGAAAAUUUACUUUAUCACUUUGCUAGUUGAUAAUAAAUAUUUUUGACUGUA